UUUGUAACAUCUACGGUCUUGGUAUUUGGUUGAAAAUGAUCCUAUAAGAUCGAAAAUUUCCAUAUUGAUAAAAUUUUUCAUUAAAAACUUCUACAUUUGUUUGAUUUAUUAGAGAUAUGAAUUCGAAGCCCAAUUUAGGAAAACAGUAUGCUUUUAUCUUCUAAGCGUCAAAAUCAUGUAGAAACUCACGAAUAACGAAAAAGUCCAAUAUGAUUUGAAUGACACAAAGUUCAGAUCUGAGAUAUCGAACUUUCAAGGUAAUAUCUGCCAUAUCAGAAUGGUGUUUCGAGGAAAAUGAAAGAUUCAUAUUUUGAGCUCGAACUUGACCGAGAUUGAUUUCAAGGUGCAUUAUUAGUUGGUUUAAAUACUUGUUUUCUAAAUCCGGAAUUUAAAAAAUAAUGUAUUUUUUUUGAACAAUAAAUCAAUAUCUUAGAAAUAAAUAUUCGAAAAGGUAUAAAAACUUCGUUUUAAUGGAUCUUAGUCAAGUUUGAGCUCGAAAUUUCAAGUGUAUUUUUUUCUUCAAAAAUCUUUUCGUUAGAAUAUAUUGUCUUGAGUGCAUCAUAUCUUAAGCAGAAAAGGUUGUGUACCUAAACGAAUUUGCCCAUGUAUUGAUCGCUAAAUUCCCAUGAUUCGACAAUUUAAAAAAAUAGACAUGUUCGAAUUCGAAUUUUAUCGAUACUCCUUGAAGUUUAUUCUUAUAAUAAGUUUCUGUUUCAUUCUAGUUGUCUUACGUUCAUCUCACAUUGAUAUUGGUGCAACAUGGAGUCCAAAUGGAACUACUGUAGCUGGAGACAGUGAACAAGGAAAUAGAUUGAAUCAACUCAACAGUCCACAGGGAAUAUGUGUUGACAAUGAAGAUCAAGUUGUUUAUAUUGCUGAUUGGUGCAAUCAUCGCAUUAUGAAGUGGAAAUUUGAUUUGACAAAUGGGGAAAUAGUUGCUGGGGGAAAUGGAGCAGGAAAUCGAAUGGACCAAUUAAAUAAUCCAUUAGAUGUGAUAAUCGACAAAGAGACAGAUAAUCUCAUCAUUUGUGAUUCUGGCAAUCAACGAGUAGUGCAAUGGCCUUGUCGAAACGCUUCUAGAGGACAAACAAUCAUUUCUAAUAUUGAUUGUCGAGGUUUAGCAAUGGAUGAUAACAGAUUUCUCUACGUCUCGAACUAUAACAAGAGUGAAGUUCAACGAUGGCGUAUAGGAGACUCUCAAGGAACAGUAGUUGCAGGUGGAAAUGGGAAAGGUAUUCAUCUUAAUCAGCUUAAUGGUCCUCAGUAUGUAUUUGUUGAUCAAGAUCAUUCAGUUUAUAUAUCAGAUAUGAAUAAUUACCGCGUGAUGAAGUGGUUGCAGGGUGCACAAGAAGGUAUAAUUGUAGCUGGUGGCCAAGGCAAAGGAAAUACUCUUUCACAAUUGUCAUCGCCUUAUGGAGUUAUUGUCGAUCCAUUGGGUACUGUCUAUGUUGCAGACUGUGGUAAUCAUCAAAUAUUGAUUGUACUGAAACCAACUGAACAAACACCACUUAGUGCACUUUAUUGUGCUGCUCUUAUCAAAGAGUCUGGAGAUAAAUUAGAAUGUGGUGGUGAACGAGUUGAUAAUAAAGAUUAUUUUAUCAAAACAACUAUUUUUAGUGAUGUAAAAGAUGAUAUGCAAAUUACUCGUGAAGAGAGUGAUCUUGAUAAAACAAUUGACGCUGCUGAAAAAGGUUUCCAAUAUGAUUCACCAUGGCUCGAUGUUCCUGUUCGAACUGCUCAUAGAGCAGUUUUCACUCAUGCAGGUCAAGUGUGUUUUGCUGCAUCAAGAAUAUGUGUUCAUUCCACACUUCACGAUGCCUUUGUGUCUAAAAGUGUCGAAUUAGCAAAGAAACGUAUUGUUGGUGAUCCAUUUGAUCUUACAACUGAACAAGGACCAUAG
This is a messenger RNA of Rotaria sordida, 1900 nucleotides long. Lineage: Eukaryota; Metazoa; Rotifera; Eurotatoria; Philodinida; Philodinidae. The record is from the annotation of a GenBank genome assembly.